CUCAAACGGCAUCCUCAGGUAUUCAAGAUGUCAGUCUGCAUACCUAUGCCAUGCCCUAGGUGCCAAAACGAUCCACAAGCCUAUAAUAUCAUUAAGUGCAUAGCGGUGGCAACCAUCAAUACUAAAACGCUUCUAUAGUCUAAAUCUGCAGAUAGAUUACCUUAGGUAAUCAGGUAGUUACUCUGCUCAGCCGCUGUGGUUAUAGUGGAGACAGUACCUACCCUGAAGUAAAUAUGCCCACUGUGGUGAAAUAAGGCAAUUACGGAGCAUUGAAAUCGCCCUGGUUGUCCAUCGUGAAUUCAGGCUUUUCAACCGACCAAAUAUUCACUCAUUAUGAAGACCCUGAUUCGCGACACUACGGCCUUCCGACGCCUCUCUGUACCCCCUCGUACCGCCUGCAGUAUCGCGUUUCAGGCUCCUUCACCCCGAACUCGCCCUCCAAUACCAUUACCAGCUCGUGAAGCUAUCGCCCUGUCGCAACAUGGCGCACGGCUCCUACAUUCGCAACCUUCCCGCCCCGCCAGUAUCGGCCAGGGCGAAGCCUCCAACCCUGCCAUGGCAUUCCCUUGCCUCGAUGCGAUAGAAACCCGUUCGGCAAGUCUGAAGGCCAAGUCGCUAUCGACCGGCCCUGAACCGACAUAUACCACCGGCGCCACCCAAGUCUUCCACUGCCGCGACCCUCUGCUGCUCGAUUGGGGCGGCGUACUACCCGAAUUCCAUGUCGCAUACGAAACGUGGGGUGAGAUCAACCCCGACAAGUCCAACGCGAUUCUGCUAUAUACCGGCCUCUCUGCCUCCUCGCAUGCCCACUCGACCGAGAGCAACCCACAACCCGGGUGGUGGGAGAAGUUUAUUGGCCCGGGGGGUUGUCUAGACACCGAUAAAUACUUCAUAAUCUGCACGAAUGUCAUCGGGGGCUGCUUUGGGUCGACCGGGCCAAGCAGCAUUGACCCGGCCGACGGCCAAAGGUAUGCCACGCGCUUCCCGAUUCUUACGAUGGAGGACAUGGUAAGGGCCCAGUUCCGGCUCCUGGAUCAUCUAGGCAUCGACGCGCUGCACGCAAGUGUCGGGUCCAGCAUGGGAGGCAUGCAGUCCCUAGCGGCCGGAGUGCUCUUCCCUGCGAGGGCGGGCAGGAUAGUAUCCAUCAGCGGCUGCGCACGGAGUCACCCCUACAGCAUCGCAAUGCGCCAUACCCAGCGACAAGUUCUCAUGAUGGACCCCAACUGGAAUCGGGGCUUCUACUAUGGUCGGGUCCCACCACACGCUGGGAUGAAACUGGCGAGGGAGAUUGCCACUGUAACAUACCGAUCCGGACCGGAGUGGGAGCAGCGCUUCGGUCGCAGACGAGCAGAUCCGACGAAACCGCCCGCACUAUGCCCGGACUUCCUGAUCGAAACAUACUUGGACCAUGCGGGCGAGAAGUUUUGUCUGACUUACGACCCCAACAGCCUCCUGUACGUCAGCAAAGCGAUGGACCUAUUUGACCUGGGCCGGGCCAAUCAGUUGGUCGUCGGGCAGCGGCGAGCCGAGCGGGAGAAAGUCAUUCGAUCCGGAUCCGCGUCAGCGACCAUCAGCGAUCCGUAUUGUAGCCUCACGUUGCCGGACCUGCCGUAUUCUGAACAACCGGAGGAAGACGCGGACGGCGCUAACCCGCACAAACCUAACCCUUCUGCACCGGCUGAUUCCCGGCCGCCUCAGGACCUCAUCGAAGGGCUGUCACCGCUACGAGAUACGCCAACACUGGUGAUGGGUGUGGCGAGCGAUAUAUUAUUUCCUGCUUGGCAGCAGCGAGAAGUUGCCAGCGCAAUACGGCUGACCGGUAACAGAAACGUGACGCAUGUUGAGCUGAGCGAGGAACAAAGUCUUUUUGGUCACGACACCUUCUUGCUCGACCUGAAGAAUGUCGGAGGCAGUAUCAAGAACUUUCUAAGAUAAAUAUAAGCCUACCUUCUCUGUCAUUCCCAGCGCGUCCCAUUUGCUUUUUUUUCUUCUUCUUCCUCUUAUAUGGAGGUAGGAUUACUACUACUACGUACAUACACGGUAUAAGCCAUUAAAUUCUACCCGCCUGGUCCCCGCGUCUAGGCAGGCCC
Durotheca rogersii is the source of this 2090-nucleotide messenger RNA. RefSeq names its product homoserine O-acetyltransferase. Lineage: Eukaryota; Fungi; Ascomycota; Sordariomycetes; Xylariales; Xylariaceae. The transcript is spliced from 2 exons. The record is from RefSeq and is a predicted model, not a curated record. Gene Ontology annotation, molecular function: homoserine O-acetyltransferase activity; L-serine O-acetyltransferase activity. Gene Ontology annotation, biological process: L-homoserine metabolic process. Bases 334 to 1935 code for a protein of 533 amino acids.